Molecule: messenger RNA, 1449 nt
Organism: Rhipicephalus microplus (southern cattle tick)
Lineage: Eukaryota; Metazoa; Arthropoda; Arachnida; Ixodida; Ixodidae
Product: kynurenine aminotransferase
Biological process (GO): biosynthetic process
Cellular component (GO): cytoplasm; mitochondrion
Molecular function (GO): L-kynurenine:2-oxoglutarate transaminase activity; pyridoxal phosphate binding
Source: RefSeq, a predicted model, not a curated record
GCUCUAUUUGACUGCUUGCGCCGUCCAGGUUGCGUUUUACUAAGUCCGUGCGUCAUUGGCAUCACCCCAUCGAACACUGUGAAAAUGCCCAAUUGCCGAAAGGUGGAAGAAGAGGAGCCAGUGGAUGAGUUUGCUUUGGUGCAAGCUUCUGCUGCGGGUGAAGAAGGCGAUGUUGUUAACCUAAGUCUCGGGUUUUCUGACUACCCGCCACCAGAUUUCCUUCGUGAAGCUUUGCAGGAUGCGAUCUCCUGCAAGAUAUUGCACCAGUACACUCGAGGAUUCGGUCAUUUGCGGCUAGUCAAUGCUCUCUCCCAGAUGUACUCACGCUUAAUCGGCCGAGAUAUUGACCCAGAAGAGGAAGUGCUUGUGACUGUCGGUGCCACGGAAGCCCUCUACACAACAUUCUUUGGCCUUUUAAAUCCUGGGGAAGAGGUAAUCAUGAUCGAACCCUUCUUCCCACUCUAUGAGCAGCAGGCAGUGUUGGCAGGAGGAGUGCCAGUCUUCAUUCCCCUUCGCCCUUGUAAGCAGGGCAUGAUUUCCAGUGCUGACUGGAUUCUGGAUCCGAAGGAGCUCGCUUCCAAGUUCAAUUUUAAAACAAAGAUGAUCGUCGUCAACAACCCAAACAAUCCACUCGGGAAGGUUUUCUCACGUGAAGAGCUACAACUUAUUGCGGAGCUGUGCAAACAACACAAUGUUAUCUGCCUAAUGGACGAAGUUUACGAAUGGAUUCUUUACGAAGGCAUUGAACUCGUUAGAAUGAGUACGUUGCCCGGUAUGUGGGAAAGGACUAUAACUAUAGGCAGUGCUGGCAAAGCAUUCAGUGUCACUGGCUGGAGGGUAGGCUGGGCUUAUGGCCCAAAAAAUCUUCUCAAAGGAUUGAAGCUAGUGCACCAGCAUAGCAUCUACACCAUGAGCCCUCUCAUGCAGGAAGCAGUGGCUGUAGGUAUUGAGAAAGAGAUGGACCGGAUAGGACACCCGGAAGGAUAUUGGAGCAUCCAGUCGCAUUCUCUACAGCAGAAGCGCGAUUUCAUCACAAAAUCCCUGGAAUCUCUUGAUGUGGCUGUCACCAUACCGCAAGGAGCUUACUUCAUUGUCUGCGACUUAUCUCUUCUAGCACUAAAACUGGAAUUACAAGGCGAGAAGGAACAACUCCAGCUCACGCAGUGGCUGCGCAAAAAAAAGAAGCUGAUGGCAUCUCCUGUUAGCGAUUACUUCAGUGCAAAGACCAAGCCUCGUGUGACGAAUUUCAUACGGAUUUGUUUCGCGAAGGACAACUCAACACUAAAAAAAGCUGCUGAUAUACUGCAAAGAUUGAAGACAAGUACGAGUAGCUGUUAGUGUACAACAUAGAGUGCGAGUGCACAGUGUGGUCUUCCAGUAACAGUAAGGCAUUACUGACCUCUGAAGAACUUGGCUGACUUAAUAAAGUUACAAUUUUUUCUCAAAAAA